AUGGAGUACCACGCGCCUGCUCCGCAGCACAUGGUGCUGUGCGCCGAUUGUGGUGUACCCAUCGAGCCGAACAAUGCGAAUCUUUGUGUGAACUGUCUGCGCAAUAGCGUCGACAUUACCGAGCUCAUUCCUAAGCAGGCGACGAUCAAUUUCUGUCGGAACUGUGAGCGGUACUUGAACCCGCCGAAUACUUGGGUGAUUGCCCAGCUGGAAAGUCGUGAGCUACUUGCGAUCUGCCUUAAAAAGCUGAAAGGUCUCAAGUCUGUGCGUCUUAUUGAUGCCAACUUUAUUUGGACAGAGCCACACAGCAAGCGUUUGCGUGUCAAGCUGACAGUCCAGAAGGAAGUCUUUACGUCGACCAUUUUGCAGCAGGUGUUUGAAGUGGAAUUCAUCGUGCAGUAUGGUCAGUGUCCUGAUUGUGCACGUCUGGCGGCGAAGAAUAUGUGGCGUGCAUCUGUGCAAGUCCGUCAAAAAGUGGCGCAUAAGCGCACGUUUUUGUACUUGGAGCAGCUGAUCCUCAAAUACAACGCCCACCGCGAGACGGUCUCUGUGCUGGAAAAGAAGGAUGGUCUGGACUUUUACUAUGCACAACGUGCUCAUGCGAUCCGUAUGUGUGAAUUUCUCGCGAGUGUAGUGCCCAUUCGGACGACCAAGUCAGAGCAAUUGAUCAGUAUGGAUGUGCACACAAGUUCGAGCAACUACAAGUUUACAUACAGUGUGGAAAUUGUGCCGAUCUGCAAGGAUGACUUGCUGUGCUUGCCACUGCCACUAGCUCGCUCCUUGGGCCAUAUCGGUCCAUUUGUAUUGCCAUUCCGUGUGAGCAAUGUACUGAAGCUCAUUGACCCUGUAACGAUGCAGAUGGCGGAUCUUACUGCGGAGAAAUACUGGCGUGAUCCAUUCCCUGCGCUGUGUACGAUUCCAGAAAUGGUCGAGUUUUUGGUCCUGGACAUUGAAACGACCGGUACGGUGGCGCAUGGCCCGCAUGGGCAAACAAUGCAAAAGUUCCUCGCGGCUGAGGCGCAAGUUUCGCCGUUGAAUGCCAGUACGUUUGGCGAGUCGGAUGCUGUGUACACAGUGCCUACCCAUCUUGGCCAUAUUUUGCAGCCUGGCGAUACGGUGAUGGGCUACUAUCUGACCACUGCCAACUUCAACUCGCCGGCCUGGGACGCUGUGCCGGAAGAGCGACGUCCCGAUGUGGUACUUGUGAAGAAGAGCUACCCGGACCGCAAGCGCCGCUCGAAGCGCAACUGGAAGCUCAAGAGUAUCGCGAAAGAAGCCGAGGAUCCCAGUGCUGGCGAGCAGGUGGUGGGCCGGGGUGCGCUGGGCCGUCGUGGUGGUUUGGAUUCGCAGCGUGUCGAGCGCGACUAUGAGCUGUUCUUGCGCGAGUUGGAAGAGGACGAGGAGAUGCGUGCGAAUGUCAAUUUAUACAAGGACAAGGAACGCAUUGCUCACGAGGAGGCACGUCGUCUGCGCCGCGAGCAAAAGUACCGCGAGCCUACGCAGAUGGACGAGGAGAUGGACGACCACGGCGCUGGCCACCACGACGAGGAUGGGUUGACCGAUGUCGAGUCAGAGUAUGGCUCCGACAGCGAGCUACCGCGUGUCCAGUUAGACGAGUUGCUGGAUGAUAUGGACGAGAUGGCCAUUGAAGAUGACGAUAUAUAG
This is a messenger RNA of Malassezia pachydermatis, 1665 nucleotides long. Its product is annotated as nmd3-domain-containing protein. The coding region runs from base 1 to 1665 and encodes 554 amino acids. The transcript has a single exon. Gene Ontology annotation, biological process: ribosomal large subunit export from nucleus. Gene Ontology annotation, molecular function: ribosomal large subunit binding. Gene Ontology annotation, cellular component: nucleus; cytoplasm. The record is from RefSeq and is a predicted model, not a curated record. NCBI's taxonomy places the organism in Eukaryota, Fungi, Basidiomycota, Malasseziomycetes, Malasseziales, Malasseziaceae.